Molecule: messenger RNA, 3128 nt
Organism: Rubroshorea leprosula
Lineage: Eukaryota; Viridiplantae; Streptophyta; Magnoliopsida; Malvales; Dipterocarpaceae
Source: the annotation of a GenBank genome assembly
UUCAUUCUUUCUCUAUUGAAAAUCCAACGCAUCAUCCAUUUUCUUCUCUUUCUACUUUAUCCUCAGCCUCUUCUAACCCGACUCCGCCGAUUCCGUUCCAGCAACCGCCGCCGAUCGCCGCCGUAAUACUCCACCACAGCCGCACCGGCAGGGUUUCUCAACAUUUGUGUGGAAAAGUUUCUGCUAGCAAGGGUCUUGUUUGCAUGAACAAGCUGUUUAAAAGCUAUUUCUAGUGAUGGCAUCUAUGUCUUGUGCAAACCUUUUAGACUUGGCCUCUGGGAACUUACUGGAUAUUCCGCAAACUCCAAGAGCUCUUCCUCGGGUAAUGACUGUACCUGGAAUUAUCUCUGACUUGGAGGAUGGGGAUUCGGACGGUACUUCAUCUGUUUGUCGGGAGCGAAAAAUUAUAGUGACUAAUAUGUUACCUUUACAUGCUAAAAGAGAUGCAGAAACAUCUAAAUGGCGCUUCAGCUUGGAUGAGGAUUCAAUUUAUUUACAUCUGAAGGAUGGCUUUUCUUCUGAAACAGAGGUCAUUUAUGUAGGAUCUCUCAAGGUUGAUAUUGAUGCUGCUGAACAGGAAGAAGUUGCCCAAAAAUUGUUGGAAGAUUUCAAUUGUGUUCCUACAUUUCUGCCCCAUGAUCUGCUGAAGAAAUUUUAUCUUGGUUUCUGUAAACAGCAGUUAUGGCCUCUUUUCCACUAUAUGCUGCCCAUGUGUCCAGACCAUGGCGAUCGGUUUGACCGCUUUCUUUGGCAGGCUUAUGUUGGUGCAAAUAAGAUAUUUGCUGACAAGGUGAUGGAAGUAAUUAAUCCUGAUGAUGAUUAUGUUUGGAUUCAUGAUUAUCAUUUGAUGGUCCUACCAACAUUCUUAAGGAAACGCUUCAACCGAGUCAAGCUUGGUUUCUUUCUUCACAGUCCAUUUCCAUCGUCAGAAAUAUUCCGAACGUUGCCUGUUCGAGAUGAGAUUCUGAGGGGUCUGCUCAAUUGUGAUCUAAUUGGUUUUCAUACGUUUGACUAUGCACGGCAUUUCCUGUCUUGUUGUAGUAGAAUGUUGGGCCUCGACUAUGAAUCUAAACGGGGACACAUUGGUCUUGAUUACUUUGGCCGCAUGGUAUACAUUAAAAUUCUACCUGUAGGAGUUCAUAUGGGCCGGCUUGAAUCAGUGUUAAAUCUUCCCUCUACAGCGGCCAAGAUCAAAGAGAUACAGCAACAGUUUGAGGGAAAAAUUUUAAUUCUUGGUGUAGAUGAUAUGGACAUCUUCAAGGGUAUCAGUCUCAAAUUACUGGCUGUGGAACACCUCUUGAAGGAGCAUCCAGACUUGCAUGGCAAGGUAGUCUUGGUUCAGAUUGUGAAUCCUGCAAGGGGCUCAGGGAAGGAUGUCCAGGAAGCAAAAAGAGAAACCUAUUUAACUGCACAAAAGAUCAAUGAGGCUUAUGGUUCACCUAAUUAUAAGCCAGUUAUUCUGAUUGAUCGUCCUGUUCCUCGUUAUGAGAAGUCUGCUUAUUAUGCUAUGGCCGAGUGUUGCAUAGUAAAUGCUGUGAGGGAUGGGAUGAACUUGGUCCCUUAUAAAUAUAUUGUUUGCAGGCAAGGAACUCCACGUAUGGAUGAAGCUGUGGGUGUAAAGGCAGAUUCCCCUCGAAUGAGUAUGCUUGUUGUGUCUGAGUUCAUUGGCUGUUCCCCUUCUUUAAGCGGAGCAAUUAGGGUUAAUCCAUGGGAUGUUGAUGCAGUAGCUGAGGCUUUAAAUGUGGCCAUUACCAUGCCUGACGCAGAGAAGAAAUUACGGCAUGAGAAACACUAUCGAUAUGUCAAUACUCAUGAUGUGGCUUAUUGGGCUCGCAGCUUUUCACAGGAUUUGGAGAGAGCUUGCAAAGAUCAUUAUAGCAAACGCUGCUGGGGGAUUGGUUUGGGCCUUGGGUUCAGAGUUCUGUCUCUUUCUCCUAGUUUUAGGAGGUUGGCGACUGACCAUAUUGUUUCAGCCUAUAAAAGAACAAAUAGACGAGCCAUAUUCCUGGAUUAUGAUGGUACUGUUGUUCCUGAAACUUCCAUUAUUAAAACUCCAAGCCCCGAAGUAAUCUCUAUCUUGAAGACUCUUUGCAGUGAUCCUAAGAACACUGUGUUUAUUGUCAGUGGGAGGGGGAGAGAUCCCCUUAGUGAGGGGCUUGCUCCCUGUGAGAUGCUGGGAAUAGCAGCUGAGCAUGGGUACUUCAUGAGAUGGAAUAAAGCCUUUGAGUGGGAAACUAGUCCCAUGGCAGCUGACCUUGAAUGGAAAAAAAUUGUGGAACCUGUAAUGAGACUAUAUACAGAGGCAACAGAUGGUUCUAACUUAGAAAUUAAGGAGAGUGGUCUAGUAUGGCACCAUCUAGAUGCAGAUCCUGACUUUGGGUCUUGCCAAGCCAAGGAGUUGCUGGAUCACCUAGAGAAUGUACUUGCUAAUGAACCAGCAGUUGUUAAGAGGGGCCAGCAAAUUGUUGAAGUUAAGCCACAGGGAGUAAGCAAAGGACUGGUUGCUCAAAAGGUUCUCUCAACAAUGGUAGAUAGUGGGAAACCACCUGAUUUUGUGAUGUGUAUUGGCGACGAUAGAUCUGAUGAAGACAUGUUUGAAAGCAUAUUAAGCACGGUUUCGAAUCCAUUGUUGCCUGCAGCUCCAGAAAUAUUUGCAUGCACUGUUGGGCAAAAGCCAAGCAAAGCUAAGUAUUAUCUUGAUGAUCCUGCAGAUGUAUUAAAAUUGCUUCAAGGGCUUGCGACUGCUUCAAGUUUGAAGCCCAGACAUCAUACUGAGGUCCCAGUUUCUUUUGAGAGUUCUGUUUGAGUCGAACAUAUUUCCUGGCUCCGAUAUACCAUUUCAAUCCAUUGGCGCUGUUGACAUGCUUCAACGGAUUUAGGGUUUUAAGGUCCAUUUAUCUGUACAAGUCUAAUGCACAGUGAUGAUGAUUUCAUGUCAGAUCCUCAAAUAGUUCACUUGGUCGAUUUUCAAUGUUUGGAAGAUCUGACAGCGUUCUUGUAUAUCUUCAUGUGAGUCAGGUACUGGGAUUUCACAUUGUCUAUAACAGGCUUCUUACCGUCAGGUGUAACAGUUUAACUUGUAUAGAUACACUGUUUUUUCUAAUACAGGAUGCCAAUUUGAUUCGAGU